Molecule: messenger RNA, 1762 nt
Organism: Meriones unguiculatus (Mongolian gerbil)
Lineage: Eukaryota; Metazoa; Chordata; Mammalia; Rodentia; Muridae
Gene: Arl5c
Product: ADP ribosylation factor like GTPase 5C
Exons: 5
Coding region: 406-1110 (234 amino acids)
Biological process (GO): intracellular protein transport; protein localization to Golgi membrane; vesicle-mediated transport
Cellular component (GO): trans-Golgi network; cytoplasm
Molecular function (GO): GTPase activity; GTP binding
Source: RefSeq, a predicted model, not a curated record
CAAUGACCUCUUUGAUUUCACUUUCUGAGACUCUUGGGAUUUCGGGGUCUUCGGGAAGGACCAGCUGGGAACCGUGGGCUGCUGGAGUUCGUUGUGAGCAGCGCCCCCUCUCCGCCCUCCUCCCUUGUAUCUGCGCUUCUGUGUGCUCAGUGCACCGUGGCAAGAGAGACUCCUUCGCCACCCCACCCCCGCCUCCCCCACCAGUUGGGCUGGGCGAGACCCGGGAGGGCCCCAAAGUCAGCUUCCUGCCGUUGCGAUUUAGAGCCCAGCUUGCUUCAGAUCCUUCAGUCAAUCGCUUCCUAGAAAUGUGGAGGGGGGUGGGAUAGGGGUCAGCUCUCUCUUCUGCGUUCCUGGAGAGGUGUAGGGGUCCCCAGCAGAGCCCUCCCCCCACCCCCAGCCCCAGGAAUGCGUUUCCCUGAGCAUCCUAGGGAUGAGGAAGGGGGACCCAGAAAGCUGAGAGUUCGGAUUGCCAGGAGAUGGGAGGGACCGGGAGAGGAGGCAUCCAGGCAGGAGCUGAAGGUGAGGAAGAGGCCAGGACAAGAAGCCUCCUGGGGACACCCAAGCCCGCGAUCAUCGGGAUGGGCUCUGACCUUGCCCUUGCCCUGGAUGAUUCCAGAGCACAAAGUCAUCAUCGUGGGACUGGACAACGCAGGAAAGACCACCAUUCUCUACCAGUUCCUGACCAAUGAGGUGGUCCACACCUGUUCCACCAUCGGCAGCAAUGUGGAAGAAAUAGUUUUUCAGAAGACCCACUUCCUUAUGUGGGACCUAGGGGGCCAGGAGGCGCUGCGCCCCACCUGGGACACAUACUACUCCAAUGCUGAGUUUGUUAUCCUUGUGAUCGACAGUACAGACCGGAAGCGAUUGUCAACCACGCGAGAAGAACUGUAUAAGAUGCUGGCCCAUGAGGCACUUCAAGAUGCUUCGGUCCUGAUCUUGGCCAACAAGCAGGAUGUAAAGGGCUCCAUGACCACAGCAGAGAUCUCCCGAUUCCUCAAACUCAGUGCCAUCAAAGACCACCCGUGGCAUAUCCAGGGCUGCUGUGCUCUCACGGGAGAAGGGCUGCCAGCUGGGCUCCAGUGGAUGCAAUCCCAGGCCACCACCAACUGAUGCCCCAGCUUGAGGCCAAAAACGAGAGACCACAUGGCUAUCACCCGUGAGAAACGCCUGUCAUUUGCCGGUGCAAACAUGGUGGCUAUGGACAGAGAGACGACCACUGUCCUGUCACUGAAAGCUGGUGCAGACAGGACCGAAAUGGUCCUCACUCCAUCAUCACUGCAGGUGUAAGAAGACACGGGGGAACCUGCCAGGUGUGUUGGGGGCUUCGCCCAGCCCUCACCUUCUGUCUGCCGGGAAAGCAAGAGAUCUUUGACAUUGUUCCAUAUCCCCUGGACAGAGGAGACUCCGAUAAAGGAGACCAACGGACCCUGCCAAAAGCUGGGGGUGGGGUGGAGAGCGGGAGGGCGGCGCUGCAGACAGGCACCCGUAGACCUUGCAGGAGGUCGAAGCCCUCCCGUCCUUAGAUGCUGACUCUGAGCACAGCUUUUGGAGGGGUCCAAGUCACCACGUGGAAUCUUCUUUCCCUCCGUGUCCUCCCGAGGGGAGUCCUACUCCUCUCAAAUCAAAGAUUUCUACAGGACCUGCUCAUUUUGUCUUUGUGUCUUUUUUUUUUUUAAAAAAAACAAAACAAAACAAAACAAAACAAAACAUCCGCAUUAAGAUUUAAAAGGUUAAGGUACAUAAUAAAUGCCAUUGGAAACGG